Messenger RNA from Neltuma alba, 1608 nucleotides. Its product is annotated as SAL1 phosphatase. Gene Ontology annotation, biological process: phosphatidylinositol phosphate biosynthetic process; sulfate assimilation. The record is from RefSeq and is a predicted model, not a curated record. The transcript has 8 exons. The coding region runs from base 28 to 1215 and encodes 395 amino acids. Gene Ontology annotation, molecular function: 3'(2'),5'-bisphosphate nucleotidase activity. Lineage: Eukaryota; Viridiplantae; Streptophyta; Magnoliopsida; Fabales; Fabaceae.
UAUUAGUAUUAGGUUAAAUUUAGAAAAAUGGCCUUGUGCAGUUUGAGAGUGCUCAACUUGAGAACUCAUUACUGCAGCGGCGAGGCCAAAUUCAAAAGACCUAUCAAUUUCUCUCGUUUCGCAGUAAGGUUCAGUUCUUCUCCUUCACAAGGGGUUAUUGCAUCUUCGAUGGCUUACGAGAAGGAGCUCGCCGCUGCUAAGAAAGCAGCCACUCUUGCUGCUCGCCUCUGCCAGAAAGUGCAAAAGGCUCUGCUGCAAUCUGAUGUCCAUUCGAAAUCAGAUAAGAGUCCCGUUACCGUGGCUGAUUAUGGGUCACAAGCCUUGGUUAGCUUUGUACUUGAGAGAGAACUUCCUGCUGAACCAUUUUCACUAGUAGCUGAGGAGGAUUCUGGGGAUCUUCGAGAGGAGAGUGGUCAAGAAACACUGAAGCGCAUUACAGAACUUGUGAAUGAUACUUUAGCAAGUGAAGGAUUAGAUGGUUUUUCUACUUUAACAGCAGAAGAUAUUACUAGAGCCAUUGACAAUGGUAAGUCUGAAGGAGGUUCUAAUGGUCGGCACUGGGUUUUGGACCCCAUAGAUGGCACUAAAGGGUUUCUUCGGGGAGACCAAUAUGCUAUAGCAUUAGCUUUGUUGCAUGAAGGGAAAGUUGUAUUGGGAGUCUUGGCUUGUCCAAAUCUUCCGCUGGCGUCUAUUGGUAAUAAUCAGCAGCAUUCUGGUAAUGAAGUUGGUUGUCUUUUCUUUGCCACAGUUGGCGAGGGUGCAUAUAUGCAGACUCUGGAUGGUUCCUCAAAAACUAGGGUGCAUGUCAGUGCAACUGAGAAUCCAGAAGAAGCGUCAUUUUUUGAAUCUGUUGAAGCUGCACACUCCUCUCAUGACUUGUCAAAGUCUAUUGCGGAAAAACUUGGCGUCAAGGUGCCACCAGUUAGAAUUGACAGCCAAGCAAAAUAUGGAGCACUGUCAAGAGGAGAUGGGACUAUAUAUUUGCGUUUUCCUCACAAGGGAUACCGUGAAAAGAUAUGGGAUCAUGCUGCUGGCUGCAUUGUUGUGACUGAGGCUGGAGGUAUUGCCACGGAUGCUGCAGGAAAUCCUCUGGACUUUUCAAAAGGAAGGUAUCUCGAUGUUGCCUCCGGCAUUAUUGUCACAAACCAGAAACUGAUGCCCCAGCUUCUCAGAGCAGUGAAAGAAUCCCUCAACGAGAAAGCAUUAUCCCUGUAAUUUCCAUUAAUAAAGGAUGAUUCUAUUUCUGAGCUUGCCGGCUCUGUUGUCAUACCCACUCUCUGACAAUUUUCAACUCAUCUCUCUGCUCCUUUGCAAGGUUGUUGUGAAGCUAAAAAUUAGAAUGCUUCGAUAUACCCACCCACCAAAAUGGUGAUAACUGGUGUGAGCUUUCGGAGCUGGCUCGAGGGGAAUUAUUAUUAAUGAUGUGUUGAUAUUGAUAAGUGGGUCUCCUCCAAAUUACCAGUUUGUCUUCCUUUUACGAAUGAGAAAUUAGAGGGAUACCUAGCUCUUUUGUCAAUGUGCAUUGCAUUUAUCUUGCGGAUAACUUACCAAUGUUCAAUUGAAGCCUCCACUGCUUCGCAUAAGUUUAUCCAAAUAAUACUUCUUAUA